Molecule: messenger RNA, 6618 nt
Organism: Aspergillus campestris IBT 28561
Lineage: Eukaryota; Fungi; Ascomycota; Eurotiomycetes; Eurotiales; Aspergillaceae
Exons: 3
Coding region: 1-6618 (2205 amino acids)
Biological process (GO): double-strand break repair via homologous recombination; replication fork processing
Cellular component (GO): Cul8-RING ubiquitin ligase complex; nucleus
Source: RefSeq, a predicted model, not a curated record
AUGGAAUCAUGGCGGGAACGAGGAUAUGUACCGGACUCGGACUCGGAGGAUGGGUUCGAUAGUCAGGGUACGGAGAGGGUGAAUCGGGAUGUGAAGGAUGGGGGUGAAUCUACUGGGCAUGAUGUUGACUCGGACGUCGACCUUCACGCUGCGACGGCUUCGGGAUCUUUUCAUGGUGAUGAGGUGGAGGAUGUAUGUCGACCGACUGGGCACAAUGUCGACUCAGGCGCCGACCUUCACGCCGCAACGGCUCCAAAGUCCUCUCACGGCGAUAAGACGGAGGAAGGCCCCAACACCUCGCAUGACACCACCGGGUUUGGUUUCGAGAUCGUCAUACCCGGCAGAAACGCUGUUGGGAAUACCACGCUCGACCAGACAGAAGAUCAUGGAGACGACGUGGCUCCCCCCGCUUCGGACCCGAUGGAACUCGACGAGCCCGAAGACGAAGAGACUACUCCUAGGAGGCUAGGACCUGCCCAGCCGUCCCCUACGCUGUCGGCCGCUCCAGACGACGCUGAAUCGCCAUCAACCCCCAAGGCGCAACCGCAGAAGGAUAUCUGGGAUAUCCCCAGCUCGUCCCCCGAUGAACUGCAGCUUGUCUUCCAACCUCCGCGUAGGCAGGCUACGCCUACUGCGCCUGCUCACGAAGAGAGCCAAUUGCACCAAUUCGAUGACAGCAAUGACAUUUCACCUCUUUCUUCUCCGCCGUCAUCUCUUCAUUCAAUACGUUUCGACGAGGAUGAGCCGAACGACCGUCACCGACCAGAUCAAUUACCAAGAGGCAUGUUAGAAGAGUUAGAAGAGCUGCUGCCACUGCCACCUGAAAUUCCAGAAGACAUUUUACACGAUUCUUCACGCACCGCGGGAAGAAGGUCCUUGCGCCAGCGGAAUCCAAUCCAGCUACACCCAUAUAUGCUGGAAGACGCGAAAUAUCGGAAUCUCAUGAUGCAACGAGGUGUUAAACCGGUACGCAUCGCUCAAUAUCGAGAGGCAUUGCGUGCUGCAGCGGCGGCUGGUGAAAGCCAAGUGCAAGAAUCCGCUCCUAAUCCCGAGUCUCCAUCGAACCCUCUACUCAUGCAGGCCCCAAUCCUCCGCAGCCUGUGGAUAGCUCUCCGGUCCGUGAUGCUCGGGCAUCUAAAAGACGCAGGAUAUCAAAGCAUUACGGAGGACACGGAGAUCACUCACAAAGACCAUCCGCCGCGAUCGGGAAGCGCCUCGUCGCCUCAUAUUGCCCAACGACCUAAUGAAUUCAUUUGGCCCCGCGGGUUCAGUCCACCCCCGAUCCACACGCCCGACACAGAACCACAGUCUAGGGAUAGUUACGCAAACGAGGACGCUAUGGACGUGCCCGGUCCUGUCGAUCACAACUCGAGUGAUGACCGGUCGAUGGCAUCCCAUAGCCCUUCUAGCUCGGACGUGGAGCAGAAUGGCCAGGACACGAAUGCUGUCCAACAAUUCCAACGCAAAAUCAAAGGUGUACUCCCCGCGUCAUGGCUCCGACUCGACCAGCAGAAGCAGAAGGGUGGGCUGCCAAGCUCCACGCAACGAAACUUGGAGAGAGCGGCUCGGCAGGAGAAUGCCAAAGGAGUUGCCAAGAAGAUAACGAAAAGAAAUGAUACCACGACACAAGCAGGCUCACGGGGCCAAUUGGACGCCUUGAGACAACUUGCAGAUGAUGACAGUGAUGAGGAACGAGAAAGUAACGCCCCUGAUGUCGAUACCCGCGAGAUACUGGCCAGAUUUGUUGGUUCGCAGGAUCCUUUUUUCGAGCGAGAUGGCGGAGACGACAUUCCCGAGGACAAUCGGAUAGACUACAUGUUUGAGUCUGCCACUCGUUCUUCGGGUCCACGGAAGCAGAAGCUGAACAAAAACCGACAAAACACGGGAGGGGGCGGGAUUGACUCCAGCGAUCAUCUAAGAAGAUCGCGUUUGAAAAGACAGUCAAGGCUCACUGACUCCGUCUACGGAGGACAAAGAACACACAAAGAGAGACCUCCGUCCCGACGAAGUCCUCCAAGGCUUGGUGUUUUGGACGCCCCGGACGUCGCUGCUCGAUCUCGAACCGAGCAGCCGCAGUUCCUUCGAGUUGCUGCGCGCAACGCACGCUUCCGUCAAGACAGGGGCCGACAGAGUCCCACACGUAAAGUGUUCAAGCUGAGCUCGAGAUCAGACAGCGAAGACGUCAAUCACUCCUUGCGCCAGUGGCGUUCAGGUGGUCUUCGACAGAAGAAGCUGCCACAGCCACGGACACGGCCCCAAAAACGUCCACCUUUGGCGGAUCUCUCUACUAAUCAGCAGGGUACGUCGGGCAAUCGCCAGAACAGAAAAGCAAGAACCCCAGCAGUCGAUGUCGAUCCGACAUUGGAAGUUAGGGACACGAGCGUCCUUCGUGAACAGACUCCCACCCCCGAUGCUCCAGCCCCUGUUCAAACCUUAAACGCUACUCAGGAUGCUACCGAGUCCACGCGGCCCCAAAAACAAGGCCCCAGGUGGUUCGUCCGUCGAAAUAUUGGGGUUUCUUCUCUGAGUCGAGAGGCCCCAAGGCCAGCAGGACUGGAGGCAGUAAGCUCUGGCCAAGCAGGUAUAUCGGCCACGACCUUUCGGAGAUCCCUAGCGUCGCUUAACCGGAGCCGCCUCCGAAGACCGUUACCCAAGUCAAGACCACGGAAUGAGAUUAUGGAUCGAUUCCUCUCGGAUGGCCCAUUGACGCCGAGUACUCCUGGCACGAAUCGGGUAGAUGCACCUGAGAAUGGGGGACCAUCCCAUGACAAACAUCCUACGGGCCAGUUGCAUAAUCGGCGCCGUCAGCUUAGAAAACGCACUCCGACGCGACGAGAAGUUGAUGCAUCAGACAGUCAAGAAGCACCUCCGCUACCAUCGCCAGAGCCAGAAACUACUGGGACGAAUGGCUCUUUACAACAAGAUUCCGAACUGUUGAAAGGCCUUCAGCGUUCAUACAGUGUUGAUUUCAACAUAACCCCUCUGGCUACGGGGACCUUUUUCCAUGAGUCCACGUUCAUCGGGAGUGGUGAACUUUCUGUCUCUCUUGCGGCUGGCAAGCGUAACUUUGAUGAGGCUGCCAGUUCCUUCCAUAUAAAUCUGGGCGAAAAGAGUUGUCGCUGGGGACCGUGGAAUGAUACGGUUUCUUCUGAGAUCGGGAUCGCUUUCAACUGCAUGCUGGGUCAGAAAGAAAGCGAGGAGCAUGCAGAAGUCGAUGCAAGGCCAGCCGGCAAUGGCCACAUCAUUUAUCGGCAACUAAUCAGAUAUGUUACAGAAAGCCUGACAUUUAUCGAUCCUAUCGAUCGCAAGGGUUUCGUGCAAAGGAUACAUGGCUUGAUCUGCAAGAUCAAUGAUCAUUUGAUGACAUUGAUCCCAACGAAUGCGCAGGAGGCAGAUCAUCUCGCAAAGCUUGCGUCAUGUAAUCUGGUGUUCGCAAACUUGACGAGCCAAAUAGCUUGCCAUGAUCUUGUGGAGAAUGCCAUUGCUAAUGAGACGUUUGAGCUAGUCAAGUCGUCCUCCAGACAGGUCAUUGCACUCAUCAUCUCAAACCCAGCAGGGCAGUCUAGUAUCCACAAGUUUCUUGACAACAACAGGUCUCGCGCAUGGCGUGAGGCGGGGAUUCGGGACGAUCAGCCAUUUGUCGAAGCUUAUGUCAUUGUGAACCACGUAUUGCAUAGUAGAGACAAUCUCAAAACCUGCUUUGAAGAGCUUGUGACCGAUGCCCAUUCCCUAGCCGAAGCUGUGGAUUUGGGCAGAUUGAAGGAUGUCGGCUGCUUAGAGAAUGGGUGGCAGCGGGUAUAUGCAACUUUGCCUCUGAAUGAGAUCGAUCCAUUGGGGAUAGCUCGAACUGGUUUACGCUUCAAGCAGCCUCACGAAAAUUGGACAGUCGUCAAGAAGCUCCUGGCUCCGGUUCUAGGCAGCUAUGAUACACACUCCGACGCGCAACCGUUAUCCUAUAAUAGUUACUGCCGGGCCUUAUUCCACCGAUGCUUUCACCUGAUAAACGGCUGGGGCUGGCGCAACUGCAAGCCUAUCCUCGACACUCUUUAUGACUUCUUCGCCAAAAACACCCUAUACAACCUGAAACACGAGGAAAGCUACAGGUCUCCUGCCUUCUUGGAUGAGCUGGACCGCAACCCUUCGCUUGAGGUCUUACCCGGUGACCCAUGCUUCCAUAUCUUGCUGAAGAUCGUCGCAAGUGGUUUGCGCUUCUUGUCCCAAAUCUACGAUAAGAAGAAGGUCCGGAACUUCGCCUGGCGCCUGUUGCCGAAUCACGGUCGAGUUUAUCCCAAGGAGAAGCCUAUCCAUCAGACCGACUUGGACGCUCUACGGAACCACCAUGAUCUUCUCUGCACCUUGUACUACGCGGUGCCUGAUGGAUGCCGUCCACGCAUCGAAGCAAUCAAGAACCUCGUGCACCCUGGCAGCUCGCAUCGCGAGACCUGUAUUAUCAGCCUUCGGUCAUGGACGAGGCUUGCUCGGUUCAAAAUGUCGACGGAGGAGGAUUCGUCGGGACUGGAGCCAUUUGCCGAUUGGCACUGUUAUUUUGUUGCGGAGCUGUUAAAGCAGCACGGUCUUGCGCGCAAAGAGGUCGAAUCGCAGAGUACUGCGGAUAACCAGUUCUCGCACCAGCUGAUUGAACGGACGAUAGCGCAGAAUCAGCAACAGAUCGAAUCGUUGCUGAAGACCGCCUUGAACAGCUUACAAGGUAUCGUGCAAUCGGCCUCUACAUUGGACCGCGCGUAUAAGAUAGUCUCGAAGACGCCCAUAAACUGGGUCCUGGGCCUUUUCAACUCGAAGGCUGCACGCCUUAACACUACAGUGUCGGAGGCCCUCCAGGUGAUCGUGGCUUACAUCGAAAAAUGCCGUCCUGCCCCUGCAGAUACCAGAGCCGGUGUGGCAAACGGGCCAGCCGCAACGGACGAAGACAGUCAAGAGUACGGGGAUUGGAGGGAUCUAGACUUCGAUGCGAUCUGCGGAGAUGAAACUUCCGACGAGCGCCCUGAGGGAAUAGUGCACGUGGAACAAGUCUUCCGUCCUGCUGUGUCACGUCUUGUAUCCAACUGCUUUGGCGAAGACCACAGUCCCGAAGAUGCUAUAUUACUGGCUGUCGUUGACUGCUGGACUUCGAUCGCGCAGAUCCUGGUCCAAUAUCGGAUACGGCAUUGGGAUAGUUACAUGAGCCCGUAUGAUGGCGACUCUUGGGCAACGCUUCGGGGCACUAUUCAGACGAGAAAGUUCACGCCCAGAUUCCUUGCAAGUUGCAUUGAGAAGGACGCUCAGUUUGUAUCUGACUGUCGGACCCAGAUCUUUGGGAUGUGGAUGACGAGUCUGGUGGAACGUGUAUCGAUGCUCAAGUUCCAGCACUGCCUUACCGGGGCGUUGCUAGAUCGAGAUGCGCAGAAUCCCAUCCUGCACAAUCUGCCGUUUUCUAAGGACGUCAGAGAUAACAAAUACUCGAUUACACUAGAAGAUCUUAGCCAACGGCGGUUGUCCCUACUGUCGAGUCUUCUGUCUAACAUGCGCGCCCACAUCCAGAACCUGGAGGACACGGAAAGCAUGGAGCUCUCGAGCACGAAGCACGAGUACCGCGAGCUCAUCCAGAUGAUGAUGUCGUCCAUGAAAGAGAACUACAAGGAGCUCGGCAACGGGGGAACAAGCGCACAAGGGGCAUACGUUGAUUUCGUCCACCGUGUCGUUGGGUUCCUGCAGCAGCACACCAGAGACAUCUGUCCUAUCGACCCAUUCUUCACCGAUCCUGCGACUUUCCCCCUCCCUUCGACAGACCCUACGUACAUCGUUGCCAGGCUGAAGAGCUACGAACCGAAGCUCGCGUCCGAGAAGGUCGCAAAGACGCUGAUCAUAUUCGUCCAGGGGGUCUCAGAGCGAGCAGCGAUCGACGGGCAACAGAUGUACCUUGUCCAACAGCUGCAUGCCUCAAUGACAGACACGUACGAAGCCGGAGACCCGAGCAAGCCGACCCUGCGCGCAAUCCUCCUGCAGUCUGUCUUCCCAGCCUACCUCGAGACAACGUUCACGAACCCCGCCGCAUGGAUGCUCAGCCGUCCCGUCACGCAGAGCAUCACCCAGACUUUCCAGGAACUGCUCUUCCACAUGGACACCACGGACCCUAACUGCGUCGCAUCCGUCGUCACUCUCAUCACCGCAGUCUUCCGCUCAUCAUACGCCACCCUCUACUCCCUCAUCGAGAAGCCCAACAACACACUCCAAGACCCGCCCGCCACAGUCACAGCCGCCUCCUUCAUCGACAUGCUCACCUCCUCCCUCAAAGUAACAGACUACAUAAACCGCGCCACAAACACAGCCACGCACCUCAUCUCGCAAAUCCACGCCUUCGAAACCCUCAUCCUAUUCCUCGCAUGCACCCUCCACAACAACCCCCCGCAACAGAACACCUCCCCCCCUCGCCCUCCUCCCCAAUCUUCACACCAUCCUCUCCCACUACCACCCCCACCACCAAUACCAACCCACCAUUCUUUCACGAAAUCUACCACUCCGCCACCCGCGAACUCCAAUCCUACCUCAACGAGAGCUGGUCCCGCCACAACGCGAAAUACUACUUCACGCGCCGCGGCGGCCACCACCCGCAGGAGGUAG